AUCCAGGUCUUGGCUGGCUUUGAUGCGUAACUAAUUAUUUGUAUUUCUAUCCAACACUGUGUCCUUCUGUUCCAUUCUAUUUAUCCCCCCGUGUAAUACAUUCCUGUCUUACAUCAGUUCCGCGAUAAGGCCUUGCUCACAUCAUAUUUAUUCCCGUCCUCUCUGGCCACUGGCGCUUCCUUACCCAGAUUCCGUCAGAUUGGCACCGAUGAUCGCCGCAGUGACAAGACACUCAGACUCUGACACCCUCUCCUCUCUCGUCAUCAACACGUUUUGUCCAUCGCAUUCUCUAUUAUAAGCACUAAGAUGGCGCGUUCUCAUCUUGUGGCUGUUUGAAGGACUGUCUGUGAAAGGCUACACUACUUGUUGGCCCGACCAGUGACCGAAGUGCCUCACAUCUGCCUGAGAUAUCACGGCUCUACUGCCCCUUUGCUGUCUCCGACUUCGAGACUGCCAUAAACCGGAACUAAGGGGUCAUUGGUCGCUCAUCCCUUGUGAUCUGCGUGCCCAGAUGCCAUGCUCAGCAGCACUAUGGGAGCUCAACCCAGCUGCCCAACUGGGAUUGAGCUGUCUGCUAUCAAAAGCCUCAUCACAGAACCCACACUUAUCAGAGAGGUCAAGGUGUGUGUGUGUAUCAGGGAAGCUGGCUACGGCAAAAAGGGGCAGCAACAUCCUUUGAGCUGAUGUUCUCUUGCUUUCCUGGUUGAUCGUAAAUAUUGGAUUCCCUUGGAGAGACAGCUCCGACAUCUCAUCAGGCUCAAGAUCGUUCGGCGAUUAGCGUAGUGUGUGCAGUAUGAACCGUUGGAGUAGCCAUAGGGUUUUUCAUGGUUGGACGUGUCUCAACCCUAACACUAACCCAAGACGUGUCUAGGUUGACACUGGAGUUGAGAAUCCCGGUAUUGGCGAUGAAGAUCUGGGACUUGCCCUCGGGGUCGUUGAGGUUGUGUACGAUACGGGCUUGCUCGGCCGUUCGGUAGUGGGAGUUGAUCGUGACUCCUUCAUGCUGGGCGAUCUGGAGGGCGCGGGUAUUAGCAAGAAUACCAACUUUAUUUUCAUAAGAGGUAGACGCAGCUUAGUGAAGAGUCGUGACGUUGUAGGCGGCACAGGGACAAUCUGAGUACAUCAUUCCUCCCGGUAAACCAAUACCAUCUUCUUCAUCUCUUCGCAGCACCCGACCUCUCGGUAGGUCGUCUGGAUCUGGGAGUCUGAUCAUUAUUCAGCAAGUUGAUACCUCUGCCGUCCUUCUUCUUCUUCUGCUCUCGGAACUUCUUCAUCCAAUCGCUGUUGCUUACUCGUCACUUAAGGGCUGUCUCGUUGACACUUGCUUGGUAUUUGGUAUCCGCCUUAGAAGCAUAAUAAGGUAAGCGGUCAUCAAGACCCAGGCCUUCUUCGAAAUAUCUCCGAAUACCUGGGUUCGGGUGUCCGCCACUGUUCCUAGGCACUGAGCCUGGUGGUGAGUACAAAGGACCCAGCAUGAGGUGUCUCACUGGUGACCUAGAUGGGGCCCCAACCUCGCCACGGGGCUUCAGUUAAGGGACCCUGUUGUUCGAGAUUCUGAGUAUGUCUCGCUUGGGGUCAAAUAGGAUUUUCGAAGUCCACCUCUCGCCGAGGUGGAAUACAUUAGUAUCCUCUAUCGACACCACAUCUCCUGCAUAUGGAAAGAUGGCGUCAAUGGUGUCGUGGAAACUGCGGGACACCAGUCGAAUUGGCAGCAACAAAUCCAUACACACCGAUGCCUUCGCACCUGGCUUCGACAUCAACUUGCACUCGGGCAAGACCCUGGCGUUGUCGGUGGCUACAGCGAACUCGAGGAUCAUCUUGCGAGCUGGAUACUGAUAUGCACUGCCGGCCUCUGUUUGGGAUGACAGAAACUCGGUCUGACCCCAGGAGGUAUAUAUAUGACACCAGAAGACUUGGUGUAGGACCUAACCCUAGCACUUGUGGGAAUGCCGACAUCGCCGGAGAUGUCUUGGUCUCUGUAGUGGGUUUCGACGUCUGUGGUGAGGUCUUUGUCGUCGAUGAUGGCAUCAGCAUCUCUGGUGAUGCAGACUUUAUUGCCUUAGUUUUUGGAUUUAGAGUCUUUGAGAAGAUCAUGGUAAUCGCCGGCGAGGUUUUCCUCGAUGGCAGCAGAGUCGUCACUCACUCGGAAGGAGUGUACCUGAGAAUCUCUACGCGUUGUAAAGAGGGCGAAGACUUCUCUUGUGUGCAUACCAUUCUGGGAUAGGAUGAGUUCCGUGUCUUGCUUGUUGAGUAUUUGAUGUAUACCACAGAUACAUUUUGAUGACAGUUAUGUUGAUCAAUGCCACCGAUUUGAACAACCAGCCAGAGGUCAAGCUAUCAUCAGAGAGAUUCUGAAGAACAUGUACACAUUCUGCUCCGCUUCACGUUCUUGCCCAUCGUGUUUGUCUUGAUCAUCACCGCGGAUGUGGCUAUUGUGGAAUCCAAUAUGCCUGGCAAGCCAUGUGCUUUCUGGACAAUGGCGGUGGUGACUCGAGGGUGUGGAAAUCGUCACGCCGUUCAUAUCCUUGGGCACUUUUAUCCGACCGAAAACCGAUACUGAUAAUAAAGGAAAUAUAGGGAUGUAUUGUUUAUACAUUACCGCUCAGAUAUGAGGCUGAAUUACGUACUGGCGCAUGCCAGAGUUGGGGGCCUUGGCCAGAGUCUUGAUGUUGAGACCCGGGGCUUUGGUGAUCUCGGGGAUCUCAGACUCGCUCUAGUACUCAUGGCCAGGGUACCCUUGGUACCUUUGUUCGAGUAUUUCUCAGGGACAUCUCCGACAAUCAGUCCGACCUCAACGUACUCCUUUGCCAUCUUUGGGCUGAGGAUAAGCUUAUCUCCUUUGGGCGCUUUGGGACAUAGGAUGAUAGCAGGUCUAUCAACUAACGGCUUAUGUCGAUCAUUGGAAGCUUUCAUACGACCGGUACCUGUCUUCUCAUCUUCUCCUGAGCUCCUCCGAGAGAGAAAAUGGUGUACACGGUGCCUUUCUCCACGAAGGUGGCCGAUUUGAUCCCGGUUUUCUCCAAAUGAGGCUGGGGUUGCUCACGCUUGGGGUAUAGAGAUCGACUUUCCAGCAAGAAGUGAGGACUGACAACCCAGGUCACUUCGAGUGUUGGCCAGAAGGAAUUUGAGUAUAGCCAUCACAAUACCCACACUUGGGAGAUGUGAGUGCCAGGUGAGUCUCGUGGAUAGUGAUGUUGCGGCUCAACUCGGAGAUAACUGGCUAUCUUCUGUGUCAUUUGCAAACAUAUGGCAGGGGGCUCCUUGCAGUUUUCGUCAGUUAAAAGGCUUGAACACAGUCAUUGAGUCUUUUGAUCGACGAGAUGUGACAUAUCUAUCGAUUCGUUCUUGAUAUACAGUAAAUUCUCGUCGUGACAGAGGACCUUAUGAAGCUGGCCAGAUUUUCUGUAAUAGUUUGUUCUGCUCUGUGGGAUAUAUGCGGUAACCCCCUCACCUUUUGGGGUCGUUGGGUUCUAUUCCGUUUUUGAGAUCCAUUGUGCCGCUGCUGUUGAUUGCUACUUCGUGUGCAGAUCCGAUUCGCCUUUCGUAUAUCGUCGAUGAUGAUCAUGUGCGUGGAGAAUUGCCAGACCAGCCUUCCUUUGUUGUAUGAGUCGGCGUUCUGUAGGGAUAGGAGGUUACUGGCACACGAACGAGGCGGCCGCGACAAGAGUCAAGCCGGCGCUGUCGAAGCAUAUCUG
Messenger RNA from Fusarium verticillioides 7600, 3695 nucleotides. RefSeq lists its product as hypothetical. The record is from RefSeq and is a predicted model, not a curated record. The coding region runs from base 1655 to 2224 and encodes 189 amino acids. Lineage: Eukaryota; Fungi; Ascomycota; Sordariomycetes; Hypocreales; Nectriaceae. The transcript is spliced from 2 exons.